CAGGUAGAAUCUAACCCAAGAAGUAGACUUUACAGCCGCCGGUGACGUAGGGUGACCCUUCAAGUUGUCAGCCGUGUGAUCAUCGAUAUCCAUGAGAUAGAAAAUAUGGUAUCGCAAGCUCGACAUAAUGUCGUACAAUUUUCAUUAGGACAUCACAAAGUCACAACCCUGACGCGUCGACGAGUUAACAAGAUUCCGAUCAGCUUGCCCUAUAAGUAUCGUACGUGGGUAAUCUAGUAGCCCAUCCUUCACUUCUUGAAUUCACCAUUUGAUUUGCAGAGUUUCAUGUCGGGAUUAGAAGAAUCUCUCUAUGCUCUUGAGUGGAAUAACAACAUAUCAGUUGCAAUCAUCACCCUGAUAUCCUAUGAGUACAUGCUUCAGUUUGAGAAAGAGGAAAGACAGUGGUCAGCGAUGUCAUACCUAUACCUUGCAGUUCGAUAUUUUGGGGGAGGCCUAUUUUAUAUGCCUGAAGCAGUGAGUUAUGGUAUGUUUCUGCUCAUGCAAUGGGGUUUUUCUAUAUAUUUUUGCUUGGCGGAAGUCAUUCUCAUCUGGCGUCUUUACGCCCUAUACAACCAAUCCAAGUGCAUACUUUAUGUUUUACUGGGGUUGUUCCUACCCAUCGUCGCGCUCUAUAUAGCGGUGGAUAUAUUCUUAUGGAGUCGACCCUCAGCGAUCUCAAUGCAAGAAAUAAUAAUAACUCCAAACAUCAAGUACUGCACGUCUUUCUUCCACAUCGGGCCUAUGCCUGCGGUAUAUGCUUCCAUCCCCGUCAUAUGCUAUGACAUUUUCCUGGUUGUUCUCGCCAUUGCCGUCCUUAGAAAGCACCUGAAAGAGCGGAGGGAACUUAAAAUAAGGUCAAAUGGCUAUUUAGUCAUGAUCGUCCGACAUCAUGUCAUAUACUUUGUCCUUAAUUUGGCAACUCAAAUCUUCAUGGCGAUAAUGUGGGCCGACCUUCCGAUGGUGGUGAUGUCUCUCGUACAGUUGUUCAACGGUACUGCGCCAUUUAUUAUCGUGCCACGUCUUAUCAUCAGCAUUUGGGAUAUGCAUGCCGACAAUAACUGUGUGCAUGUCGGUACGACAUUCGAGGAUUGCGCCUGUUGGACUUUGCCACCGAUGUUGGAACAGUACGAGAUGGACUCCCGCGUAUGAUGCUCCAACUUGAGAAAGGAGGUGAAGUGAAGUCCUUUGCUCAGGCUCUCGUCCUAGAAAAAUUCUCUGAUACUUCAUGGGAGCAAGUAGUCCGGGGCCCAAUUUUUCUGUGUAACUAUGUACUAUGACGUCCACAGAGUAUCGGCAUAUAUCGAGCUUAUAU
Molecule: messenger RNA, 1312 nt
Organism: Suillus subalutaceus
Lineage: Eukaryota; Fungi; Basidiomycota; Agaricomycetes; Boletales; Suillaceae
Exons: 11
Coding region: 286-1149 (287 amino acids)
Source: RefSeq, a predicted model, not a curated record